AUGGAAGUAACCAAUCAAUCUCAAACGUCACCAGACACCUUCCUGCUGAUGGGAAUCCCGGGACUAGAGCACCUGCAUGGCUGGAUAGGGAUUCCCUUCUGCUCCAUGUACGUGGUGGCCGUGGUGGGAAACGUGACCAUCCUGGCGGUGGUGAGGGCAGAGCGAAGCCUCCAUGAGCCCAUGUUCCUCUUUCUGUGCAUGCUGUCAGUCACUGACCUGGUCCUCUCCACGUCCACGCUGCCCCGCAUGCUCUGCCUCUUCUGGUUCGAUGCUCAGGACAUUCUCUUUGAUGCCUGCCUGACCCAGAUGUUCUUCAUCCACAGCUUUACUGCCAUGGAGUCAGGCUUCUUCCUGGCCAUGGCGAUUGACCGUUACGUGGCCAUUUGUCAUCCACUGCGCCACACCACCAUUCUCACCAAUGCUCGAAUUGCUAAAAUGGGAGCCUCUGUGGUAUUCCGGGGUGUGGCUUUCUUUUCCCCACACCCGGUCUUGCUCAAGCAGCUGCCUUACUGUAGAACCCGCGUUAUCGCCCACACCUACUGUGAGUUCAUGGCUGUGGUAAAGCUGGCGUGUGUGGACACAGGAGCCACCAAGCAAUACAGUCUCAGCGUGGCCUCUGUCAUUGGUUCCUGUGAUGGCUUUCUCAUUGCAGUCUCCUAUGUCCUAAUCCUGCGUGUGGUCUUUCGUCUUCCCUCACGGGAAGCAAGUCUCAAAGCUCUAGGCACGUGUGGCUCCCAUGUCUGUGUCAUCCUGGUUUUCUACUCCACAGCUGUCUUUACCUUCCUCACUCACCGCUUUGGCCACAAUGUUGCUCCCCGAAUUCACAUCUUCAUCGCCAAUAUGUACCUUCUGGUACCGCCAUUCCUUAACCCCAUUGUUUAUGGUAUUAGGACCAAGAAAAUUCGAGAAUACGUUCUUAGUUUUUUAAAGGUGAAGGUUCCCUGA
Molecule: messenger RNA, 945 nt
Organism: Erinaceus europaeus (western European hedgehog)
Lineage: Eukaryota; Metazoa; Chordata; Mammalia; Eulipotyphla; Erinaceidae
Product: olfactory receptor 52D1-like
Exons: 1
Coding region: 1-945 (314 amino acids)
Biological process (GO): G protein-coupled receptor signaling pathway
Cellular component (GO): membrane
Molecular function (GO): G protein-coupled receptor activity; olfactory receptor activity
Source: RefSeq, a predicted model, not a curated record